CCUCCUCUGUUCUACUCUGUUUCUUUUCCCUGUCAAGAUAAUAAUAAUAAAAUGAACACUGAAUCAGUGCAUAUAGUCUCAAUAGGUACAUACAUAAUAAAUGACAACACCCGAGAGUGGAAAAAAAGAUCCGGCAUGGAAGUAUGCAACAAUGGUAAAUCCUGAAAAUCUAAGCAAGUUCAAGUGUAAUUUUUGUGGAAAAGAGAUGAAUGGGGGUGUUUUCCGAGUUAAGCAACAUCUUGUUGGAGGGUAUAGGAAUGUAAUUAAAUGUCCUAGAUGCCCAACUGAGGUUAGUAAUGAGGUGGCUGAUUAUAUGGCAAAAAAAAAGCAACUAAAGGAUCAAUUAAACUUGAUGCCUGACUUUGAUGAAAUGGUCAACGAAGAAGAUUUUGAAGAUGAGGAUGAUGUUGUAGAAAUCUCUCCACAUGGUAAACAGCCUGUUCCUAUUCAAGGUUCUACUCGAAAAACUACCUCUACAUCCAUUCAAUUGAAACCUAAAAAGCCUAGGAAGAUAGGGCCCAUGGAUUGUUUCUUCACACCUGAGCCAGAGUUAGUGGUGCAAAAAACAAAAGGCAAGGGAAAGCAAAUUAAAAUUGAUGAAAAUGAUCCUUAUAGAAAAGAGUUAAUGGAGAGGGCCUAUGUCAGAAUUGCAAGAUGGAUAUAUGAUACUGGAAUUCCGUUUAAUGUAGUCAAUAAUGAAAGUUUUGCACCAAUGAUUGAAGCCAUAGGACAAUUUGGUCCAGGUUUGAAACCACCAAGUUACCACAUGAUACGGAUUCUUUAUCUCAAGAAAGAAGUGAAUCAUGUCCAUAAGUUGAUGAAGGAGCACAAAGAGGAUUGGGCAAAGUAUGGAUGUUCUAUAAUGUGUGAUGGGUGGACGGAUAGGAAGCAUAGAACUUUGAUUAAUUUCUUGGUGAAUUGUCCUAGAGGAACCAUGUUCCUUGAGUCCAUUGAUGCAUCUAGUUACUCAAAGGAUGCAAACAAGAUUUUUAGCUUGCUUGACAAGUUUGUUGACAAAAUUGGAGAAGCUAAUGUGGUCCAAAUUGUCACCGACAGUGCUGCAACAAAUGUAUUGGCAGGGAAGUUUUUGGAGGCAAAGAGACCCCACUUGUAUUGGACACCUUGUGCAGCCCAUUGCAUGGAUUUAAUGUUGGAAGACAUUUUCAAAUUACCCAAUUUUAAGAAGACAUUUGAAAGGGCAAUUGGGGCACACGGUUAUAUUUAUAAUCGUCCAUCUUUGUUGAAUAUGAUGAGGAGUUUCACUCAAUUGAAGGAGUUAGUGAAGCCUGCUAAAAGCCGAUUUGCACCAGCUUUCUUAACUUUGCAAAGACUUUAUCAACAAAGGAACAACUUGAGGAAGAUGUUUACUUCGGAGGAGUGGACCAAAAGCAAAUGGGCGAAGGAGCCGCAGGGUAAGAAGACAGCUCAAAUAAUGCUAAUGCCUUCAUUUUGGAAUCAUGUUCACCUUGCCCUUCAGUUUUCAUGUCCUCUUAUUCAUGUGCUAAGAAUGGUUGAUGGUGAAGAAAAGCCUCCAAUGGGAUAUAUUUACGAGGCUAUGGAUAGGGCUAAAGAACUAUUGCAAAUGCAUUCGAUGGAAAGGAAGAGAAGUAUAAAGAGAUCUUUGAAAUCAUUGAUCAAAGGUGGGACAUUCAAUUGCAUCGCCCUUUGCAUGUUGCUAGGUUUUAUUUAAAUCCUAGUUUGUUUUACAAAGAUCCAAAUGCUGCAAAGGACAAAGAAAUCAUGACAGGCCUAUAUCAAUGUAUAUCAAGGUUGAUCCCAACAUUAGAGGUCCAAGACAAAGUUUGUGCAGAAUUAACUAAGUAUGAGAAGGCUGAAGGACUUUUUCAAAUUCCUAUGGCAAUUAGACAAAGAAGUACAAGGGUACCAGCUUCACAGCAAAAAAAGAAAUAAGCUUGCUCAAAAACGUCUCAAUGAUUUGGUGUUUGUGAAGUAUAAUAGAGCAUUGAAGCGUCGAUACAUGAAACGUGCCAAUAUCGAUCCCAUCUCUUUGAAAGAUAUUGAUGAGAGCAAUGAAUGGUUGAUUGGGAGGAUGGAAAAUGAGCUUGUGUUUGAUGAUGAUUCUUCGGGGUGGGAUGAUGUUGUUGUAGCUGCUGGAGUUGAGGAGAGUAACCAAAGAACUAGAUCAAGCACAACUAGGACAACACACCAACAUCUUGUAGAUGAAUGGGAAGAUGAAGAUGAGGCUGAAGAGGAGGAUGUGGAUGGAUACAAAUCCAAUGAUGAUGAUGAUGGAGGAGAUGAAGUUCUUCAUGUUGAUGAUGAUGUCUAUUAAGUUUUGAGUACAAUUAUGCAACUAUAGGACUUAUAUAUUUUAAUUUCCUUUUUGAACCACAAGUUAGAAGCUUAGUUGCAUUGAAUUAUGUGGAUGAUGAUUUUAGUACACAAGGUUUUUGGUGGAUGUGAAUGUCAUACUUUAUACCUUU
Molecule: messenger RNA, 2444 nt
Organism: Camellia sinensis
Lineage: Eukaryota; Viridiplantae; Streptophyta; Magnoliopsida; Ericales; Theaceae
Source: RefSeq, a predicted model, not a curated record